Messenger RNA from Lotus japonicus, 1689 nucleotides. RefSeq lists its product as uncharacterized. The record is from RefSeq and is a predicted model, not a curated record. Gene Ontology annotation, biological process: negative gravitropism; response to red or far red light. The transcript is spliced from 3 exons. The coding region runs from base 186 to 1220 and encodes 344 amino acids. Lineage: Eukaryota; Viridiplantae; Streptophyta; Magnoliopsida; Fabales; Fabaceae.
GCACCUUGUGCUUAUGUCAGAUAUUGGUUCUCUUGUUGUGUCUUCCUUUUUCUUUAACUUGACAAUAAAGGGAAAGGGAAAGGAGGACGCGUGCUGCAACACCACGAUCCAACUCACACCCAUCGUCGUCUUCUUCUUCUUCUUCCUUGCCUUACCCCUCGUCUCGCUUUUCAUCCAACCAGGAAAUGGCGACAGAUGAGGAUAUUGGCAUGUCAGCUAUGAAGUCUAAGUUGAGUCAAUCACAUGAAACAUGGAAGCAGGGGAUGGAAAGAAACCAAUCUCAAGUUGAUGCAUUGCAAGCAAAACUUAUGGAGGUGAAGGCUUGUAUACAGGGCUCAAAGGAAGAUACAAAAAAGGAAUUAGAGGUUCUAUGGCGAAGAGUCAAGACUACAGCUACCUUGUUGACCUACUUAAAAUCCAAAGCUAGAAUUAUGGCUGUUCCUCAUCUAGCCCAUACAUCUUGUGGCAUCAAAAAAUUAGACGGGAUAGGGCUUGUUGACAAAGAUGGUAUUCCUUUAUCAGGUUGGUCUAAGAAUGUUGAUCUUACUUCAUUUGAUGGACCAGACGAUGAAUCUUGGAUAGGGAUCAGCUGUCAGCGUGGCUUCUUAGACGAACAAGAUGCAGUUUAUAUAGGUGAGAUACUUAAAUCUGUCCAGAUGGUAUCGGAUGUGAUGGAAGCCCUUGUCAAAAGGGUUUUAUUAGCAGAAUCAGAAACUACGAUUGAGAAGGAGAAAGCAAGCUUAGGUCAGGAAGAAAUUAUGCGAAAGUCUGCUCAGUUGGAGAAUAUGUCUAUGAAAUUAGAGGAGAUGGAACGAUUUGCUUUGGGUACAAAUAGUAUUUUGAAUGACAUGAGGCAAAGAGUUGCAGACUUGGUGGAAGAAACAACUAGACAGAGACAACGGGCUGCUGAAAAUGAAGAAGAGCUUUGUCGAGUGAAACAGGAAUUUGAGUCUCUGAAGUCAUAUGUUAGUAGUCUAAUCACAGUGAGAGAAACCUUACUUUCGUCUGAGAAGCAAUUCCAAACUAUUGAGAAGCUGUUUGAACGGUUAGUUGGAAAGACUACCCAGCUGGAGGGUGAGAAAAUGCAGAAAGAGGCUGAAGUUCAGAAACUCAUGGAAGAGAAUGUGAGGUUGAGUGCUCUGCUGGACAAGAAAGAGGCUCAAAUUCUGGCAUUGAAUGAACAAUGUAAGAUGAUGGCCUUGAGCUCUUCACACAUGUAAAUGACAUUGUAAUGUACUCUACAGAUCGCUUGCUUGUUCUCUCUUCCUAGGUCCUCUAACCCAGAAGAAGCAUCAAUGGAGGGCUCCAUAAACAUCAUGAAUGCCUUUGUUUUAUUUUCUGACGCCAUUUCUAUGCCUUUUUUUCUAAAUUGAACUCAGAAAAUAAUGUUCCUUAGAAUGUAAACAUGGUGUGCUCUCAGUCAUGAGAAAAACAAAAUAUAAGUUGUCUCUUCGGUAGGCCGAACCAUCAACCUUACACGGUGUAUACCAAUCAAAUGUUAGAGGCCAGCAAAAGAUAUCUGCUAUAUACUGAGAAAUCCUUAGGUGCUCUCAUAACAAAAGAAGUAUUUUGCUAGGUAUCAUUGUCUCACUUCAGUCAUAGCAUUAAAAUGUAGUUAAAGAAGUAUUAACGGCUCACAGAUUUUUUAUGAUAUAAAUUCAAUGGUCAUAAGAUAAGAGAUUUUUCUUC